Molecule: messenger RNA, 1563 nt
Organism: Eimeria maxima
Lineage: Eukaryota; Apicomplexa; Conoidasida; Eucoccidiorida; Eimeriidae
Exons: 2
Coding region: 1-1563 (520 amino acids)
Source: RefSeq, a predicted model, not a curated record
AUGAGACUCGCAGCAGCAACAGCAGCAGCAGCUGCUGCUGUGCUCCUGCAAGGCUGCCCUGUUCAGAGCGCUGGGCCGCCCCAAUCAUGGCCGGCUUGGGGGAUUCAGCAGCCCGGAGGCCAGCCAGGCAUGGUGCCUCAGGGAGCCCCUGCUUCGUGGUGGCCGGCCGUGAAUCCUACUUCCCAACAGAGCGGCUCCAGCGCGCCGUUGCAACAGCAGCAGCAACAUGCGCCUGUUGUUGCAGGAGCGCCAGGAGCAGGGGCGCCUGUGCAGAUGCCUGCUCUGAUGCAGAUGCAAGGCUUAGUGCAGCAGCGGGCUCGGGUGCAACCUCCUGCGGUUUUGCCGCAGCAUGACAACGGGAGCAGCGGGGCUGUUCCUGGAGCUGUUUCUAUGUCAACCAGUGCAGCAGCAGGACUUUGGAGAUCCUCGAACACAAGCCGUGCAGUGCAGGAGCUGCAGGUGCAAGUUAACAAGGUCUUUCGGCGUCCUGGGACUGGAGGGAACUGGGGGGCACCUGGCUAUGAAGUGUUGGCGCCUGUUGAGAACUUGACGAGUGCGCUUACCGAGCUGAGCAAACUGAUUCAAAAUGUAAUAGCUUUCUGCGAGGCUGAGAAUUUGCAGAAGGGGUUUGCUGAAGACGGCGGCAGACAGCAGCUUCAGGCACUGCAGGCUAGCACCCAAGCCGCCGCUGCAGCAAGCAAGUUCCCAGUGGAAGCCUUUGUUGAGCAAGGGCGAGAUUAUGCAAGGCGAGUGACGCAGCAGAUGAGGGCGCUCCGUGAUAUGCUGAAUGUUGUAUUGGCUGCUUCCUCCAACAAGGCAACUGUGCUGCGAGAGGUACAGCAAUUCAACGCUGCUGUGGCAGACAGCAAGGAGGUGUAUCAGCUGGGGUCUCAGGUGUCGAGCGCAGCAGUGGGAGCGGUGCUUCCUUACUUGUCUACAUGUUCUUUCUUUUCAAAGAACGGCCCCCACGGCGCUUAUCGUCUGUGGUCGCUGGUGGGAGCUCGCAUCAACUCUUCCCUGCGAUAUAUGUUUCAAGUCCUCGAGGUUGCGCGUAAGACGUCAGGGCGGCUGCUCGACUUGGUGUCGGGAAAAAUCCAACCCCAAUCGCUAUUGGACUUUGCUCGCUCCAAGCCCUUCUUCCGAGCCGCUGCGUACUUAGAAACCGCAGACGCCAGAUCGGUUUCAGCAGUCAGCUAUUUCAACGAGCUUGCAGCUGCUUUCCAGCAACACACCAGCUUCCCUGCACUCUCGCGGCCUCAUGCAGCAGCAGGAGGGGCGGAGAGCAGCAGCAGCCACCGUCACCGCCACCAUUUGGACUUGAACGACGACGAGCAACAGACAUUUGAUGAAGAUGCACAGGCGGAGUUCUCUCUCAUGGCAGAGGACUUGAGCCCCGAGCCGCAGCGCCAGAAGUCUUUGCUUGGCGAAGCUGACGAUCAGGCAAGAGAAGACCUGCAAACAGCUGUUGAUGACGCGCCGUUCCUCUGGGCUGCACCUAAAGAUAGGGCCGUUAGAGAAUUCGAAGAAGGCUCCAGCGAUAUGCAAACCGUCGACAACAGCUAG